CCAACAACACCAACACAGUGACGAUACGACCAUGAUAUAAAUAAGAAUAGACUCCCCUCUUGUUUUUUUCCUGUUCAUAUCCUCAUCAUUAAGCAACCAUCUAUCAUCUCAAGCGGCUAAUCAUGCCACACCAACAGCCCUCCGAAUUCCCGGGCUUACUCGGUCUCGUUUCAUUUGUCUCCCGCCUCGCGGGCACAGCGCUCCUAAGAGCCAUUACUCACCCCUUCCACAAGAGAACCGCUUCUACAUACUACAAAGAUGUGUUCUUCGCUGUUGUUCGUUGUAGCAUUGGCACCAUGACAAUCCCACAAGCUCGAUAUUUGCUUCCUAACUCUACGCAAACAUACCUAAAGUGGUGCAAAUCCCAGAAAAUCGAACCUCGCCUAGUAGAGAUCCCUGCCGAGGGUGUCAAUCGCGAAGGAAAAGUGCAUAUGCAUUGGAUCGGCAACCCGGAUACCGCUGAUGUCAAGAUUUUAUAUUUCCACGGCGGUGCGUACACGCAGUAUGCUACGGAGGGGUAUUACCACUACUGGACCAGGUGGAUGAGAGAAUACAACGACCGCUAUCAAAAGGUUGCUGUUCUUAUGGUCGCUUAUUCUGUUGCACCGGAGCACAAAUAUCCAACUCAGCUGAGAGAGGUAUCCGCUGCGCUUUCGUACCUUGUGGACGACCUACAUGUAUCGCCAUCGGACAUAAUCGUAUCUGGCGACUCUGCAGGCGGCCAUCUUGGGCUUUCUCUGCUCACACAUCUACUCCACCCACAUCCGGAAGUUGCAGAGGUGGUCAUUGACAAGCCUCUACGAGGCUCUUUGCUGAUCAGUACUUGGGCAACUAUGCGUACCGACUUCGACAGCUUCACGAGGAACGUAGAUUCCGACAUGGUUGUUCCUAGCGUUCGUCGAUGGGCUGCCAUGUGGCUUGGACAAUCCAAUCCCAAGGACCCCGAGAAAGACCCUGGCCCAAUAGUAGGCGAUCAGUAUAGUGAUUCUUUGAGUAACGACCCGGAAUGGUGGGAAGGUCUCGACAGCGUGGUAUCGGAUGUAUUUCAGUGGAGAGGUGGAGACGAAAUGCUCGUAGACCCGAUCGCCGAGCUGGAUGCGAAGAUGAUUGAAGGCUGGGUUGCAGGCGGCGGCCAGAAGGAAAGAUUCGUGAGCAUAGAGACUCCAAGGCACGCGCACAUCGCACCAAUCGCUGGUGUCAUGAUGGAUAAAGAGAAGUGCGAGGCUCAGCUUGCGGUUGAGGAAUGGCUAAAGGCGAGACUGAGGAAGUAAUUGAUUACUCUGAACUCAUACGCUCGAUACCCAAACAUAUAGAAUUAUGCCACAAUAAACCUUGAUCUCC
This is a messenger RNA of Aaosphaeria arxii CBS 175.79, 1341 nucleotides long. Its product is annotated as alpha/beta-hydrolase. Gene Ontology annotation, molecular function: hydrolase activity. Bases 123 to 1271 code for a protein of 382 amino acids. The transcript has 2 exons. The record is from RefSeq and is a predicted model, not a curated record. Lineage: Eukaryota; Fungi; Ascomycota; Dothideomycetes; Pleosporales.